CGCUGUGCUUCCUGCUCUAUAUAAACUCUGUUCCCUCUUCGCAGACAGACUGCUGAUAUAUUUUUCCUAGAGACUACACUGCGUGAUGGAUAUUUAUUUCCCUGCUGGCUUUAAAAUGUGCAGAGGAAUAGCACAGCUGUCAAACACAUGUCUGGAAAGGGCGAAAAGAAUAAAGGCAUGCGUAGGUGGAUUUCUGCAGAGAAAAGACUGGAACAUCCUAUGCUAUUCCAUCAAAUACAGAAAACCAAGGUUGACCUUGGAGGAAUGUUUGAUGUGGAAGGAAUCUUUGGAGAAGCUCCUGUCAAACAAACAUGGACUAUAUGCUUUCAGAGCGUUCCUCAUAUCCGAAUUUAGCGAAGAGAACAUAGCGUUCUACCUGGCAUGCGAGGACUUCAAAAACACAAAGUCCGCAGCCAAGUUGCCAUCUAAAGCCACGCGGAUAUACGAGGAGUUUAUCGGAGAUGAAGCUCCUAGAGAGGUUAACAUCGACUAUGAGACUCGAGACAUCACUCAGGCCAACGUGAAGAGCCCGACAACGUCCUGCUUCGAUAUGGCUCAGCACCGCAUCUACAUUCUAAUGGAAAAGGAUUGCUACCCACGAUUCCUCCGAUCUGCCGCCUACCGCAGCCUACUCAACCAACUCGCCAAAAAGGCCUCUGCAACUCGACCGAAAUGAAAUCAAAGUACUGUAGGUUUAAAAGAAAAUGUUCUCCAGAAGAUGGACGUUCUGAGAUAGGACCAGUGUGGAUCCUAAAAAGCCUGUGAGAAAGCCUGUCUGCGAGAGUCGAAGUGCUGAAGAUGAUAAGAUGGAGCUGGACAGAUGUCACUUAAGAGCCGCAUAACGGUAUUACUGUACUUCGAGACCCCCAUAUUGUAGUCGAAAAGAGGGAGUGACAGGAACUACCUGUGGUGCAUCUACUGUAAACGUGCAUUUGCACACAUCUGUACUAAGCACAAAGGAGAUGGGAUAUUACUAAAGCAUGCAUGGGCCAAUGAGCACAUAGCAUACUUGUAAAACAGCAACCUAUUGAAAUAUGUCAGUAAAUGAAUGGAAAAAAAAUUGUUUUUUGCAUUAAUUUAUUUAAUUUAUUUCUUUUUGUAAUAAACAUCAGAUGGAAAUGCCAUGGUACUGUAUAAUUAUUAAAAUAUCACGUCAUUUUCAUUUCUUUUUUAUUAUACUGUACAAAAUAAUGGUAUAACUUUGGUACCUACGGUCAAAUCUGUUCUGCUGUAAGCCACGAUUUUAGAAUGUUUAAAGUUGAUGUGUACUGUAAUGUUUAUUUUAAAUUAUUGUUAAAGUGAAUAACACUUUUUUUUAUUAAACUAAUAAACCUUUACAUCUUG
Molecule: messenger RNA, 1344 nt
Organism: Misgurnus anguillicaudatus (oriental weatherfish)
Lineage: Eukaryota; Metazoa; Chordata; Actinopteri; Cypriniformes; Cobitidae
Gene: rgs16
Product: regulator of G protein signaling 16
Source: RefSeq, a predicted model, not a curated record